Molecule: messenger RNA, 2580 nt
Organism: Culex quinquefasciatus (southern house mosquito)
Lineage: Eukaryota; Metazoa; Arthropoda; Insecta; Diptera; Culicidae
Product: gastrula zinc finger protein XlCGF26.1
Exons: 2
Coding region: 109-1824 (571 amino acids)
Biological process (GO): regulation of transcription by RNA polymerase II
Cellular component (GO): nucleus
Molecular function (GO): zinc ion binding; DNA-binding transcription factor activity, RNA polymerase II-specific; RNA polymerase II transcription regulatory region sequence-specific DNA binding
Source: RefSeq, a predicted model, not a curated record
CCCAGAGUUCUUGAAUGUUGUUUUCAUCUGUGAUAUCCUUUAAAGAAAAAAAUUGAUGAAAGAACAAAAAUUUAAGUUCAUUUCCGGUGGCUAAUUUUUUUUCCAUAAAUGGAAUACAUCAGCUUCGAGAGCGUGUGCCGCUGCUGCCUGACCAACUCCGGCAAGUUUUCCUCAAUCUUCGAGAUCUACAACGAUUACUACAUGCCGAAGGUGAUUCUGGCCUGCACCGGAUUGACCAUUCUUCAGUCCGACGGCCUUCCUGAUGUGGUCUGCGAACCAUGCCUGCUAAAACUAAUCACGGCGUACGAAACGCGCAGGCAGUUCCUCCGCUCGAACAGCCAACUCAAGGAGCAGCUGAACCGGUUGAAACAGUCGGAGCAGGAAAUCUUGAAGGAGCUCAAAACGACCACUGCCAAAUGUGGCGCCACUUCGGCGCUGGAAGAGGAGGGACUCUCUUCGGUUGAUGCCGCUGCGGUUGUGGAGGACAUGCUGGAGGCUGGCCCGAUAACAACUUGGGACAACGAGAUUAACAUGCACAUUGAGCAGCUGCAGGACGCGGGGGCGACGGAACUGGCCGCGGCUGGGAACAUUGAGGACUGUUUGGAUGAGUUGGUCAUUGAGAAGUAUGAGACGUUGAUGUGCGACGGGAGUACGCUGCUGAGUGGGUUGGAUGGGGGCGUGAUGGAGGGGGAGGUUGGGGAUGAGGUUAGUUACUCUCCGUUUAGGGAGGGGAACAGUCCGGGGGUAGACGAGGACGUUGACUUUUCUUCGUUUUCGGAGUAUAGUGAGGAGUCGGAGGAGGAGGAAGAUCGUCAGGAUGAGAAGGACUUGGAGAUUGAGCAAGAGAAAGAAGAACCUCAGAGUUGUUCGAUGUGCAAUAAGACGUUCAGAAACAAGCGACUUCUUCAGAGGCAUGUCCUGUACCACAACGCCAGCAAAACCAGCUGUCCAAUCUGCUCUAAAACCUUUACCCACACAAGUAACCUGAAGCGACACUUGAAGACCCACAAGCCACCUCCGGAAGGCUUCACCUGUCCCGAAUGCCCGAAAAGCUUCACCCAAGGAUCUCAACUGUACGAUCACCUCAAAGUCCACAAAGGUCCCCCGCCGGAAGAGUCCGGAUCAUACGUGAUGCACUGCGACUUUUGCCCCCUGGAAACGACCUCCCUGGCCGCCUUCACAUCCCACAUGACCAAAGAACACACCGUCCCCAAAGACCAAAUCCACCCCUUCCGGUGCCACCUCUGCCCAACGCGAUUCGUCGCCAAGCAGGGAAUGCUCCGCCACGUCCAAAGUGUCCACCAGAACCAGAAACGUCGCGAAGCGAACGACCCGGAAUCCCGCAAAUUCCUCUGCACGCAGUGCGGCAAGCGAUUCCUGCGUAAGCGCCACCUCGACGAGCACACCAACUCGCACAGCGGCGACCGCAAGUACGUCUGCGAGUGCGGACACUCGUUCUCGCAAAAGUCCGGCCUGAACCUGCACUACCGAACCAAGCACGAGAACCGGAAGGUCCACACCUGCGACGUGUGCCAGAAAACGUUCGCCCAGUCGGCGCACCUCAAGCAUCACGCGUUGAUUCACUCGAACGUUAAGAAGUUUGAGUGCACCAUUUGCGGGCAUCGCUUCCGCGUGAAGAGCAACCUGGUGACGCAUAUGCGGGUGCACCGGAAGCAUCCGUACUGCUGCGGCGAUUGCGGCGGGGAUUUCGAGGACAGCCGCAAGCUGGAACAGCACAUGGCGAAGGAGCAUGGGGGGAGGUCGCGGAAGGGGACCGGAAUGGCUGCGGUACAGAAGCCACUUGUCGAUCAGGGUGCAGAUUGAGGGUUGGUACUUCUCGGACAUAAUCAACGUCAGAACCUAUCGUGCUGCUAACAUCGACUCGGAACAUGAAUUUGCUGCAGAGUUGUCAGUGUUUUGUCAGCCUAGAGUAACAAUCGAAGCAACCUGGUUAUCUCAUCACAAACGUCAUCCGUCAUUUCAAUUCUGACACUAAAAACGACUAAGCAGCAACAAGUCUGCUCUAACAAAAAUAAAACGUGACAAGACUCCCAGAAGUAUGCAAGAUCUGAAGAGCCAAGCGGUACCGAUUCCCGAAACCUUGCCUACACUAGAAGCCUGCUGGAGCUGAAUGGAAGCAGCCAUCAACGUAGCGGCAUCGAGCGCCAUCGGGUAUGUGGACCGAGUUCGACGGAACGAAUGGUUCGACGAGGAAUGUCAGAUGAUUUUGGACCGGAAGACAGCAGCGCGUCCACAAGUGACUGCUGCACAACACCCGUGGGACCAAAGAGUCGUACAAACAGUUGCGAAGACAGCAAACCCGUUUCUUCCGAGAUAAGAAGCGCCGCCUGGAAGAGUUGGAGUGCCAGAACAAGGAACAGCUGAAUCGCUCCAACGAAACGAGCAAAUUCUACAAGAAACUCAGUCAAUCCGAGAAAGGCUUCAUGCCGCGGGCCGAAAUGCGCCGGGAUAAGGACGGAGGAAUCUUGACGGACGAGCGUGAGGUGGAAGCAGUACUUCGACGAGCACCUGAACGGCCCGGAGCCAGCAACCACGAUGAGGGAAGUUAAGGAUCUCAUC